Messenger RNA from Cyprinus carpio (common carp), 10653 nucleotides. It is a transcript of the gene wdfy4, whose product is annotated as WD repeat- and FYVE domain-containing protein 4. NCBI's taxonomy places the organism in Eukaryota, Metazoa, Chordata, Actinopteri, Cypriniformes, Cyprinidae. The record is from RefSeq and is a predicted model, not a curated record. Gene Ontology annotation, molecular function: protein binding.
UUUGUGCUGUCUUAAAUUACCACAUGAUGUCACUGUUGCUCAACAUUUUACGCAUUUUCAAGGGCUUACUUGAAGAAAAUUACUUUAAACACCACAAGGCAUAGACACCGUUUACGUUCCCUCAAACUCGUUUUUGAUUGGUCGAUUUUUAAUCUCCCCUUUUCGAAAAUAUAUAACUAAAAUCAGACGUAUUACGUCAAUGAAGUCUUCUCCACUUGAUCCUACUUUGUCUAUAGAAGUGUUGAAAACAAACAAACAAACACUCACACACACACACACACACACACACACACACACACACACAUGCGCAAGAAAGUCUUCCUUCUCCUUUUUCACUAGGAAGUGAGGCACAUGACCAGGGGCAGCUGAUGUCAGAGUUUCAUACUGUGCAAAGUUUAGCGAUUAGGAGGCAUGUCUCAGCCGGCCACUCACUGAGUGCUGCGACAUGGGAAGGCAGAGGAAAACCUUCUGUCCAGCCAUACGUCUACGUACACAAGCCUUAGCAAAGACUUGAGAUGCCACCCACCAAACAACAGGAGCCAGUUGGAGAAAUGGACAGAAUCAAUAAGGAGAACGGGGAACUUAGUGUGUCAGGGGAGAGUUCAGAGAGCAUAGAAGUUAAAACUACACAAAUCCAAAGUGAGACAAAUGGGGACCUGAAAGCACAUGAGGAUCCAGUGGUGCUUCUGAAAGAUCAACUAACUCAGCUGAGUACUAUAAGCCAACGGACACCAGAACAAAGAGACCAAGAGCUCAACAGCCUUCUGCUUCUGUUCAUCCAGGUCUCAGAGAGCAGCAGUGUCCUUGAUGAUCUGGACCUCCAGGGCUUGGCGCUGAAGGUUGGAGAAGCUCUUGUCUGUCACAUACAGCAGAGAGUGGCAGAAAAGCCUGCAGAAGAAGCCCGGUAUGAAUUGGAGCAGUUGUUUCAGAGGUCAGAGGUCAGAAGCAACCAAGGAUGGCUUCUGCUCAAAUCGAUAUCUCUUUUGUCUAACAGAGACUCUGAAGUUGGCGUUAUGAUCAAGACAGGUCUUCCGGUGUCAUUAGUCAAGUGUCUGUACCUGUUUGUAGCUUUGCCUCCCCGAAAAGAGAGCUUUGUCUUUCGCAAUGAUGUUGAAGAGGAAGUCAAAUGCUCUUUUCAGGACACUCUUACUCAGGUGAUCUUGCAGCUGUGCAGGCAUGUGCGUUUCGUGGAGGUUCUGCUGGAGACCCAGGAGCUUUCAAGCGUGAUCAUCUCUCUCACCUUACUUUGGGAUCAGUGCAGCCCCUCAUGGAGACAGCAGGCGUCUCGUGUGCUCAGAGCAGUGUCUGCUGCACAAGCUCACAACACUGUACCUGCACUGCAAGCUAGUAACUGCAUGAAGAUCUGCAUCCAGAACAUGCAUAAGAUCAGCGAGAACGUCCCUGGUCAUGUUCUGUCUGAGGUGGCCGUGAGUGUUUUCAGCUUUGUGAAGGACUCUUAUGCCAUCAGUCCUGCUCUUUUUGAAGAAUUCGAGAACAAUGACGGCUAUGACAUCUUUCAGGCCAUCUUGUUACGCUGUGAGGAGGAAGUGACAGAGGAGCACUUCUUAGCCAUUCAAGACCUUCUAGGCCUCAUUGCGUCAUUUACGCUUUUUGGCAAGGCUGAGCUGAAGGUCACCAUGUGUGUAAACAACCCCCAACCACCAGGCUUCAGGUUCGACCCAACCCUUACUAACGGUUCGCCAGUGAUGAACCUCACAGCCUUCAAAAUCAUCCAGUCCUCCUUCUUGCGGUCAGGCAACACGGUGAUCUGCAGCCAAAUCCUGCGCACCAUCCAGAUGAUCUGGUCUUGGGAAAAGGCUAACUUCUUCCUGCUGGAGUGGUCUCUGCAGUCUCUGGCUCAGCUGGCGGAGUGUGUGUGGCAGAAAUCGCCACCUGUUCACCUCAUUUUCUUCGAACUGCUUGAGACCGUCAUCCUCCAGCUCUCCUACAUCCCACACGAGACAAUUAGAAAGGUCAAAGCUGUAUUGAAGCAGGGUUGUUCGGAGGCCUUCAACAUCGCAGCUCUGGACUGCUUCUACAGGCUCAUCAUGCACAGUGGAUUGCUGUCUGACGUCCUGAGUGAUGGAGGACUGAUGGAACAACUGAUGUUUGAGCUUAAACGAAGGGCAAAGAUAAUCAGAAAGGCUGGUGUUGCUGUGAAUGAAGUUGAGGAGAAGGCUGACAGCUAUGAGAGGAAGUUGACCACCAACAUUUUAAAUGUGGUUGCAGCCCUGGCCUUCCAGUCAGUCAGAAACACUGUGUUUAUCAGGGACUUAGGGAUGAUUCCCUAUGUGAAGAUCUUUCUGGAUGUUGAACAGUUCCGCAGUCCUGCUCUGUGCAUCCUGGAGCAGCUUUCGGAGGUCAAUCCCGAGGAAUACAUGAGCACCGCCAUCGGAGCCCUCUGCUCCUCCACUGAGAGCGAGAUCAGACUCAAACAAGAUCUCUUACAGUCUAUCAUGAAAGUUCUGGAAAACCCAAACUGUUGGAACGCCUUCCGCACUUCUGGAGGCUUUACUGGCCUGCUCUCCAUAGUCGUGGACAUGGAAGGAUCUCUGAUGGAGGCACCAAAGGGACCGUGGGCCUCAUUGAGCCGCCACAGCCUUGUUGAGCUGCUGCUCCUCAUCCUACACACCUUCGCCCUUGCUGUGCACGUGCACCCCGUCAACGCCCACUUUUUCCACAUGACCGGAUUCUGUGAGAAGCUGGGUGAUGCCCUGCUACAGCUGGGCUGUUUCCAGAGAGGGGUCCCUGUGGAAACAGACAAAGAAAGUUCAGACUGCAGGAUUUUCCAACAAUUUGUGGAGGCGGCGGAGAGGCCAGAACCUCAGUUGCCACCACCUUUAGGAGACUGUGUUAAACUGCUGGGAUUCCUGGAGCAAUUUGCUACCGGCGUGAGCUUGGCUGCAGAUCCAUGCUCAGGAUUACAGGAUAAUAAUGAAGCUGGUGAGAGUCAGAGGACAGGGGACCCAUCCAAUGAGGAUGAGGCGUUAAAUCACACUAGGGCCGCAAGUGUCUCAUUUGAGUCAACAGAUUCUGGGAGGGCUUACUAUGACCUCACCAUUCUUCAUCCUGGAGCUGUUAAGCUGAUUAUGAUUCUUCUGCCUAGUAUUUACUGUCCCAGUGACCCUUGUCUGUCUGAAGAGCUGCAGCUGGCUGUGGCUCAUCACGUGCAGACUCUGGUGAAGUCAGAAAGAAACAGGCAGAUCAUGUGCGAGUUUGGUCUGCUGUCCACAUUGCUGACUCACUGCAAACAUAUUCUCAUCGACAAUUCCCAUUCGCUGCACCUGCCCAUAGUACGGAUCCUUGAGAAACUCGCAUCUCAGUCCAUGGAUCACAAGUGCCUCAGGCGGUUCCUGUGUCUUGGGGAUCCUCUGAUGUGCACUGGAGAAAAUCGUCUUGCUGUCUCUGGUGAAGAGGCCAGCAACACAAACCAGACAGAAGACUCUGAAGAGGAUAACAGGAAAUCCUUAAAAAAGGCAUUGAAAAGAAGUUUCAGUCUACUGAAAACAUCUUCAGACAGUGGGACGGUAGUUCCUCUUCAUAGAAUCAUAAGUCUUGUCUCUAUCACAUCGCCACGGAGCUUUCAGCCACACAAAGUAUCCAUUUCCCCUUCCUUUGUGGAGUUUGACAUGACAGACAGUGGCUAUGGAUGUCUGUUUCUGCCAUCCCUUGCCACAGUAAAAGGUGUCAGUGCAGAUUUUAUCUCUACAGGAGGCUUGGGCUCUGACUGCAGAGGCUUCCCUCCUUCAGCCGGCCUGUCUUUCUCCUGCUGGUUUAUGAUCUGUAGGUUCAGCUCAGCCUGUGAAUCCCACCCUGUGCGUCUGCUCACGGUAGUGCGCCACAUGUCUCGUGCUGAGCAGCAGUUCAGCUGCCUGUCUGUCAGUAUCUCUGCCACCGAUGGCUGCUUGGUGAUCUCCACUGAGGAGGAACCUUAUCAGUUCUUAGACAUGAUGGAGCCAGACGAGCAGACUCCCAGCGCGCUACCAUCCUCAGUACGGUUCAAAUGUACCAAACAGCUGAUACCAGGCCAAUGGCACCAUCUUUGUCUGGUUAUGGCCAAAGGAAUCAAGAAGAGCUGUUUAGCCACUGUUUAUCUGAAUGCAACAGCAAUUGGAACAGCAAAGAUCAAAUACAUUCAGCCGUUUCCUGGUCAGUCCAUAUCAAUGGAUCCCUCUGCAGUCAUUGACGUGUGUGGGAUUAUUGGCACUCCGUCUCUAUGGAAACAGCAUGCGGCUCUGGUCUGGCGGGUUGGUCCUACGUACUUCUUUGAAGAAGUUUUGAGUUCUGAUCAGGUGGAGACUAUUUAUGGGCAAGGCACCAAAUAUAUUGGCAACUACCUUGCUCUCAAUGCCCAAGGAGGUGAGACAGAUGUUGCAGUGUCCCAAAUUAGGAUGGUCUCCCCAGAGAGGAUUUCCUUUGCAAUAAACAUGGCAGUGUCUACCAUCACUACAGUAGUAAAUAUUAGAGACCAGUACAACGAGGUGGACUGUCGCCUUAUAGCCAAAGAGAUGGGCAUCACAUCACGUGAUAAUUGUACUCCUGUCUUCCUGGCUCAUAACAUCAGUCAGCACCUUAAUGGAACUGCUCGGACAAUUGGGGCUGCCCUGGUUGGUUGUUUUGGUGUAAGGACGUUCAAGUCAUACAGUGCUGCAAGUAGCUUCCAGUUCAUUGGUGGACCUGCAGCCAUUCUGAGUUUGGUGGCAAUGGCCUCCGAUGACAGCUCCUUGUAUGCUGCUGUCAAAGUUCUGCUCUCUGUUUUAGAGACAAAUCCUGUGAUGGAGCAGGAGAUGAAACGAACUAAUGGCUAUAAGCUCUUGUCCUUCCUGCUGAAGAUGAAGUCUCAGCUGAUCAGCAGCAGGAUUUUCCAGCUUAUUAUGGCCAUAGUGGGCACAAUGGAGCUGGGCAUUGUCGCUGUUCACAUUCCAAACAUCACUGCCUUCCAGGACAUUCUCUGUGACUUUGAGGUGUGGCAGAAUGCUCCAGAAAAUCUUGAUGUUUGUGUUUUAAAUCAUUUUGUUGAUAUCCUGAAGUCAUCAAGUGGGAGUCAACAGAAUGCUGAAGUCAUGCAUAGACUCAACAUGAUGAGCAAACUCCUGAUCCUGCUGCAUGAUACCAGUGUGACCCGUAGGAAGGUGUCAGUCAUCUGCACCAUCAUCAAAUCCCUCCUUGAGGAACAUUUCAACACCACAGACAUCAAGAGGCUUGGACUCUUCUUAGUUCAUAGUCUUUUGCCUCCAACUUUGAACGAGAAAAGCACUUUCUCCGAUUUGGAUUUUGAUGAUCAAUCACAAGGCUGGAGUCAGACUCCUGGGAGGUCAGUUUGGAUCAGGAAUCAGUUGGUCUCUAUGCUGUUUUCUCUAAUCAUCUCAAACACUUCAAGCAUUAACCGGGAAGAGGUAUUCUUCGCAUUGGGAUCCGAUUGGUUCCUCCUGUUCUUACAGGGCCACAUCCACACCAGUACAGUGCUGCUGGUGCUCACACUGCUUACUCACUUCCUAUCAUAUCCCAACAUUCUGGCCAAGUUCAGAGAGGGUGUUUCACCAGGAACAUUAGUGGAGACCAUGGAUAUUCCCACCAAUAUCACAGAUAAUUUGAAGUCUCGCUCAUGGUCGUUUGAAUGUUUGAGCUGUAUCUGCCCGGGGUUUGAAGUUCUGCAGAAGCUUCUUGUCAACCACAUCCACCUGCCUCAAGUUUAUGGAGCUAUAGGUGCACUGCUUAUAGGAAAAUCUGAUUUCCAGGUUCCUGCUGGGCAGGUGGAUGUUGACAUGAUGCUUCAGAGUUUGAUUGACAGCUGCAGUGUUGGAUCUGAGGGCAUUCAACUAUGUGCAGAUGCUGCUUGUGUUCUUUUAGAGUUGGUUAAAGUUAUCAUUACUAAGCAUGUAACAGGAAGUGCAGAUGGCUGGGAAGUUCAUUACCCGGGUAGUGUGAUCCAGUUUCUCUGCCUGGUGAACAGUUUGUUUCCUCAAGAUCCUCUCUGGACCUCCCCUGAUUUCCUUAGUUCACUGGCCAGUGCUGUUUUCCCCAUUGAAACCCCAGAGAGCUCUACAGGUGUCCAGGGUAUCAAGGAAAGUGGCGAAGUAGUGGGGCAGCCCCCCUUGCUCUGUCCCUCCCACCCAGGCAGGAAGCAGGUGUGUGACUUCAUCCGCAUCCUCUUGAUGGACAGCCUCAUUAACAUUCCUGUCAAAGAUGGUAUUCAUCCUUUAAUACAACUGCUAGAGUUUUCCCCAGAUGGUGUCUGUCUAGAGCAAAGGCAGAGCUUUCAGACUGAACUCCUGGAGUUUGUGAUGGACAUCAUCCACAUGACAGGACAGGAAGAGGGCCAGUCUACUCACGUGACCAGAGAUGAUCCAUCCAGGACCAAGCAGGGAGGAAAAACUGCUGUUUUGGUUGAGAAUGUGGCAUUCUUCAGUAAAAUGCUAGUGGAAAAACUCUACUCUGGAAUGUUUGUGGUGGAGCCAGAGAACCUCUUGGUCUUCAUGGCUGAACAGAUAGCAGUGGCACUGGAGAGAGGUCAUGGUCAUCGGGAAAUAACGGUUGGCGUUCUGUACAAAAACUUGAACCGAGCCGUGCUUUACUUCCUGUCUCGACCCAGACAGACUCCAGCUGAGCAGGAACUCAUUAUUCAAACAAUUUGCGUGUUACAGCAACACUGGGAUGUGAUCAUGGCAAAAUACAAUGCCAAUGUCCACUUCAUCAGCUGUCUCAUGCACUGCCUCGUCCUUAUCCGCUCUGGCAGCUUUCUUGAAGGGUUUGGCUGUGAAGUCCAUAAAAAACCCACAAGAAACAUCUGGAGGCAUAUUCUUCCACACAAGAACAGCCAGGUGAUGUCGCAGACCAAGGUCACAGAUUCAGCAGAAGUGGAGUCAGAGCUGAUGCUGCUUGUGGAAAGCACCUGGAAUAGAGUCAUGCGGGAGCGAAGACAGGCACUAGAGGAGGCCUAUAAAAUCGACCUGUCUGCUAAGCCGGGCAGCAAGGAGGGCCAGGUUUCUAUGGGUGAUGUGAGCCCUCUGUGGGAGGAGACGGCCAUGAAAGCUUGGCAGCUCUUUAUAGACUCUCAGAAGAAAAAAGCAAAUAAUGGUCACCAGAAGAGGGCAGGACUUCUCAGCAGUGCAUUGCAAUCUGUGCAGAAGAGGUUUGGGAAGGAUACAGUCGGCACUCCUGAGGGGUUCAUCUUGGACAUGGAAGCACACUGGCAAACUUGUGAGACCAUAUUUGACAGCAUGUUGAGGAGUCACGCACAGAUGAUGCAUAGUGAGAAGGAUCGUAUGGCCAUUCAGUGGCUAAGAAUAGAGGAAGACUUGCUUAGAGAGAGGGGUCUCUUCGGCCCUGGUCCAGGAGUCUUCCUCAAAAGAGGCUGGGUGCAGAACACUGCAGAGGGGCGCAACCGAACACGAUCCCGAAUUCGCAGAAAGCAGCUACGUCGAUCCAAAAGGAUACCAACACUGACUUCAGGCCUCAUUCAGAAGCAUUUUGUUGAAGAAAGCAAAAGAGCUGCAGAAGUUAUUGAGGCUGAUUCAGAUCCCAGGAUCCUGUGCGAGGCAAGCCGGGAGGUUGAGGAGGAGCACGGUUUAGACUGUCAGCAUUUGACCUUUUUCCCUAUCUUGAAUGAGGCCUCACCUCUGUCCGAGGAUUUCUCAGAGCAGUGCAUGGAUACUCAACUCAUACUGAAGGAGCUGGAACCCACCGAAGAGGUCAAAGCCAAACACUGCGUGGUGGUCGUCAGUGGUCACGUGCUGACCGAAGGAGUGUUGUUGUUUGGCAAAGCUGACCUCUACCUAUGCGAGGGCUUCACGUUGACCUCCACAGGAGAUGUGUGCUGUAGAAUUCAUCAUCAGACCAAUGUGAGAGACUCAUAUAUUUGCAACAUGAUGAAUAAAGAGAAAAACUUAGUGAGUCCAAACUGCAAACGCUGGUCAUAUGAUGACAUCAAAGAGGCCAAUUUCAUGCGCUUUCUGCUUGAGGACAAUGCUCUGGAGAUAUUCUUAAAUAACGGAACUUCAGUUUUCCUGGUAUUCUUCAACAAUGACCACGUUAAUGCAUAUAAAAGGCUGUGCUCCGUGGUCUCCUCAUUAAAGGGAAGGGGGGAGACUGUACUUAAUGUGAGAAAGAUAGCAGCGGUUGAGAAGACUGCCCUAAUUAAAUGGCAGAGAGGAGAAAUCAGUAACUUUGAAUACCUUAUGCAUCUAAACACGCUUGCUGGACGGACAUACAAUGACUUGAUGCAAUAUCCUGUUUUUCCAUGGGUCAUUGCUGAUUAUGAAUCAGAGACUCUGGAUCUGUCCUGCCCUGCUACAUUCAGAGAUCUGUCCAAACCAAUGGGAGCUCAAAAUGACAAGAGAAAAGAGAAGUUCAUUCAGAGAUACAAUGAGGUGGAAAAUAAUGAUGGUGAUCUGUCAGCUCAGUGUCAUUACUGCACACACUAUUCCUCAGCCAUCAUAGUGGCCUCGUACCUGGUGAGGAUGGAGCCUUUCUCCCAGACCUUCCUCCACCUGCAGGGCGGAACAUUUGACGUUCCAGAGCGGAUGUUUCACAGCAUUCAGAACGAGUGGGAAUCUGCAUCUAAGGACAACAUGAGUGAUGUCAGAGAGCUCAUUCCAGAAUUUUUCUACCUCCCAGACUUUCUUGUCAACUCCAACCAGUUUGACUUUGGUUGCAUGCAGGAUGGAACAACAUUAGAUGAUGUGGUUUUGCCCCCAUGGGCCAAAGGAGACCCACAGGAGUUCAUCAGAGUACACAGAGAGGCUCUUGAGAGCGAUUACGUGAGUGCAUGCCUGCAUCUUUGGAUUGAUCUGAUCUUCGGAUACAAACAGCAGGGUCCGCCCGCAGUGGAGGCCCUAAACACCUUUCACCCAUAUUUCUACACUGACAAACACGACAGAGCGACCAUGAAGGAUCCUAUCAUGAAAAGCACCGUGCUUGGCUACAUCAGUAACUUUGGCCAAAUGCCGAAGCAGCUCUUCACCAAACCACACCCUAGCCGUAUACCUCACAAGGCUUCUUUUGGGAAAGAGACAUCGGUAUCCAGUCAGAUAACCCCCUUUUUCUUUAAACUGGACAAGCUCAAGCCCUCCACCCAGGCUAUUAAAGAGCUCACACUGGGGCCUGUUGGUCAAAUAGUGUGUAGAGAGAAAGAUGUAUUGUUCGUGGAAAAAAACAAACUUCUCAUCCCACCACAGUGGAACACAUACUUCAGCUGGGGCUCUUAUGACCAGACCUGCUCUUUUGGGAGCUACACAACUGAAAAGAGCUUUGCAGUGUGUGAGAGCGUGUCGGACUGGGGAGAUGCUGUAUGUGCUGCCUGUCCCAACAACAGCACCAUCAUCACAGCCGGGACCAGCACUGUUGUCUGUGUGUGGGACAUCUCCAUCAGCAAGGACAAACUUAAACACAUGAGACUCAAACAGACCUUGUAUGGACACACAGACACAGUGACGUGUCUGGUAGCAUCAGAAGCACAUAGUGUGAUUAUUAGUGGCUCUGUGGACCAGACCUGCAUCCUGUGGGACCUGGAGGAUCUCAGCUACAUCACACAGUUACCAGAACAUUCCUCUGCCGUGUCUGCCCUUGCUAUUAAUGACCUGACCGGUGAGAUUGUGUCAUGCGCAGAGACCCAUUUGUACCUGUGGACUAUGAAAGGGCAGCUACUGGCCUCUUUAAACACUUCCUGCUGGCCUGAAGGAAAGAUUCUGUGCUGCUGUUUCACACAGAAGUAUGAGUGGGACCCCCGCAACGUGAUCAUCACCGGCUGCGCCGACGGCAUCGUCCGGAUAUGGAAGACUGAAUAUAGUAGAGUACAAUUACCUGGACAUGAGGAGUGCUCUGUGUCUCAAGGGCAUGUUUUGUCAUCAGCUCCUGAGGAAGCAGACAGCAGCUCAUGGAAGUGGAAAAGACACCUGGUGCUCUGUCAAGAGUUAAACCGCAAUCAGACCGUCUCUCGUCGACGCUGCAAAAACAACCCUGCGAUUACGGCUCUGGGCAUAUCAAGAACGCAUGGCACACUGCUGGUCGGUGAUGCCUGGGGCAGGGUGUACAGCUGGUCCUGAGAGAGCUAGGAUCAAUCAAUCAUCCGUCAGUCAGCAUUAAAGUCGGCUGUAACUGCAGCUGAAUGCAGCCACAUGCCAGUAGAGAGUCCAGCUUAAGUGCUGCCUACGUAUGCACUUUGCUCCCACCACUUCCAGCAGGACUGCUGACUUCAGGAGACCCACUCUGGGUCUGGUGAAUUACAGGGAUGACGCAUUCUUUCUUGGACUGGGUGAGGCUCGCUGGCCAGGGCCGGAAACACAACACUGCUUAUUUAAGAAAUGAAAGAUGAUGCCAUUUUAAAAAAAUAAAGUAGGCCCAUUUGGUGGAUCGGUUUUAUUGUAUAGUAGCUUUCUUUCUCUCACUGGACUCUCAGAAAGCCAAAGUAAUGUUUAUUUUAUAAACACCGGUAUGCUGGAGUUUCAAAGCCAUUCGCUUGUGUGCCAUUUCAUAUUUUUGUUUUUAAACAACACCAGUGGACAUACUGAAUGGUGUAUUUUAUAAAGCAGCAGGGCUCUGUUUACUAGUUUUAUGCUGGAAGAUUAUUUUAUACAGUUUAUACUGUAUAUCAAGAUGAUUUUAUUAGUUAAAUUCAACAAUCUGUAAUUAAAUCAAAGUUAAAUUGCUUACUCA